AUGGCGUGGGCCAACCAGGGAAUGCAAGCACUCAUUCCCGUUAUAAAUAGGGUCCAGGAUGCGUUUUCACAACUAGGUACCACUGUAAAUUUCGAACUGCCUCAAAUUGCUGUAGUUGGCGGACAGAGUGCUGGAAAAUCAUCGGUGUUGGAAAAUUUCGUUGGAAGAGAUUUCCUACCUCGCGGAUCCGGUAUUGUUACUCGCCGUCCGCUUAUUCUCCAAUUAAUUCAAGAUAGAAAUGAGUAUGCCGAAUUCUUGCACAAAAAAGGACAUUAUUUUACGGAUUUUGAUGCCGUUCGCAAAGAAAUUGAAGAUGAAACAGAUCGAGUUACUGGUCUUAAUAAAGGAAUAUCACCACAUCCAAUCAACUUGCGAGUUUUCAGUCCUAAUGUGCUGAACCUCACCCUUAUCGAUCUCCCCGGCCUAACGAAAGUACCAGUUGGCGAUCAGCCUCCCGAUAUCGAACAUCAGAUUCGAGAUAUGAUAUUGACGUUCAUAAACAGAGAAACGUGCUUGAUCCUGGCAGUAACACCUGCUAAUAGUGAUCUGGCCACAUCUGAUGCUUUGAAACUAGCGAAGGAAGUAGAUCCACAAGGCCUGCGGACAAUCGGAGUGCUGACAAAAUUAGAUCUAAUGGAUGAAGGCACUGAUGCACGUGAUAUUCUCGAGAAUCGUUUGUUCCCUCUUAGGAGAGGGUAUGUUGGAGUGGUUAACCGCGGUCAGAAGGAUAUUGUUGGAAAGAAAGAUAUCCGUUCCGCAUUAGAUGCCGAAAGGAAGUUCUUCAUGGCACACCCUGCCUACAGACAUAUGGCUGAUCGAUUGGGUACUCAGUAUCUUCAGCACACACUCAAUCAGCAGUUAACCAAUCAUAUCAGGGAUACUCUACCAACACUUCGUGACAGCCUUCAGAAGAAGCUUUUUGCAUUAGAAAAAGAUGUUGCUGAGUAUAAGAACUUCCAACCGAAUGAUCCAGGACGAAAAACUAAAGCAUUACUCCAAAUGGUGCAACAAUUCACCGUAGACAUUGAGAGGUCCAUUGAAGGAUCUUCAGCUAAACUUGUCUCGACAAACGAAUUAAGUGGUGGUGCAAGAAUCAACAGACUCUUCCAUGAACGUUUUCCGUUUGAAAUUGUCAAAAUGGAAAUUGAUGAGAAGGAAAUGCGAAAGGAGAUCCAGUUUGCAAUCCGUAAUAUCCAUGGUAUUAGGGUGGGGUUGUUCACACCUGACAUGGCUUUCGAAGCAAUCGCAAAAAAACAAAUCGCUCGUUUGAAGGAACCGUCGUUAAAAUGCGUAGAUCUUGUAGUAAAUGAGCUUGCCAACGUCAUUAGACAAUGUGCCGAAUGCCUAGCACGCUACCCAAGACUACGUGAUGAAAUCGAGCGAAUUGUUGUGACACGAGUCCGUGAGAAGGAACAAUAUGCAAAAAGCCAGAUAUCACUUAUCGUCGAUUAUGAGCUUGCCUACAUGAAUACAAAUCACGAGGACUUCAUUGGGUUCAGCAAUGCUGAAGCGAAAGCAUCUCAGGGACAAACAACAAAGAAGAACCUCGGCGUGCAAGUCAUCCGUAAGGGGUGGUUGUCCAUUAAUAACAUCUCAUUCAUCAAAGGCUCAAAAGAUUGUUGGUUUGUACUGAUGUCAGACAGUCUUAGCUGGUUCAAAGAUGAUGAGGAGAAGGAGAAGAAAUACAUGCUCCCAUUGGAUGGCAUUAAGUUGCGUGACAUUGAAAGCGGUUUUAUGUCCCGCCAACAUAAGUUCGCCCUCUUCUACCCGGAUGGAAAGAACAUCUAUAAAGACUACAAACAACUUGAGUUGGGAUGUAAUAACCUUGAUGAAGUGGACGCUUGGAAGGCUUCAUUCCUACGUGCUGGCGUGUAUCCCGAAAAGCAAAAGGCACCUGACGAUGAGAAUCAGGAGGUUGUUGAGGAGACUUCUAUGGAUCCACAGUUGGAACGUCAGGUGGAAACAAUCCGAAAUCUAGUGGAUUCUUACAUGCGGAUUAUCACGAAAACAAUCAAGGAUCUCGUACCAAAGGCUAUUAUGCACCUCAUUGUCUCACAGGUCACACAAUUUAUGCACGACGAAUUAUUAGCUCAUAUUUAUCAAUGUGGAGAUACGGAGACUUUGAUGGAAGAAUCACAACAAGAGGCUCAGAAGCGAGAAGAAAUGUUGCGGAUGUACCACGCAUGCAAAGAAGCUCUUCGUAUCAUUUCCGAGGUUAACAUGUCAACCCUAGGCGAUGCACCGCCUCCACUUCCUCCUAGUGAUUAUCGACCCAUGCCUUCGGGUCCUUCACCAAUCCCUCGCCCUGCACCUGCUCCUCCUGGCGGACGCCAAGCUCCGAUGCCACCACGACCAGGCGGUCCGGGCGGUCCUCCACCUAUGCAUAGGGGUCCUCCGGGCCCCCCGCCUGGUGCUGGAGGAUAUCCCCCACCAUUGGUUCCAACACGAGUUCCCACACCUAGCAAUGGGACAGCGCCCCAGAUUCCAGCAAGGCCGAUUGUUCCGGCGCGGCCUUUCUGA
Necator americanus (New World hookworm) is the source of this 2520-nucleotide messenger RNA. RefSeq lists its product as uncharacterized. Gene Ontology annotation, cellular component: microtubule; cytoplasm; plasma membrane. Gene Ontology annotation, biological process: receptor-mediated endocytosis. The coding region runs from base 1 to 2520 and encodes 839 amino acids. Gene Ontology annotation, molecular function: GTPase activity; GTP binding; microtubule binding. The transcript has 22 exons. Lineage: Eukaryota; Metazoa; Nematoda; Chromadorea; Rhabditida; Ancylostomatidae. The record is from RefSeq and is a predicted model, not a curated record.